Brassica napus (rape) is the source of this 2612-nucleotide messenger RNA. RefSeq lists its product as uncharacterized. NCBI's taxonomy places the organism in Eukaryota, Viridiplantae, Streptophyta, Magnoliopsida, Brassicales, Brassicaceae. Bases 1136 to 2215 code for a protein of 359 amino acids. The record is from RefSeq and is a predicted model, not a curated record. The transcript has a single exon.
GAGAGAGAGAGAGAGAGAUUAUGUGUGUCUAGAUAUAUAGUUCUCUAUUCUAAUGGGGUUUCUCACUCCCACCAUAUAUCUCUCUAUCUCUGUGAUCACUUCAGAAUGUCUAAUUUCAGACUCAGUUUUGGUUUGGAUUCAACUUCAUGAAAUUUGUUUCUUUUACAAAAAGUUGUAUUAAUCUAAAUCUCUGUUGGUGAUGUUUAUUCGAAUCAAAUGUUUUCGAGUACAUAAAGUACAAAGCGUUUGAUCUGAAAAAUCUAUUGGAAUCAUACAUAACUAGUAUUUAAGACCACCCGCAACGGUAUAUUUUGAGGGUCCUUAGCACAUAAUCCUAGACUAAUAAUCAUAAUAUCAUCAAUGUAAAAGACUCUUUAGAUCAUAUCAUAAUGUCACUUUAAUGUCACAUAUCUGAACAAAAUUUUAUAGUAAAUUCGCCCAAUGGGAUAGCUUUACUCCCUUUUUCUUUAUCAGCACCAAAUAACCUUUUUGGUUCAAACAUGAUUAUUGGUUAUAUGAUUCUCAAUUUAUUUAGACUAGGUUUUGCUCAAUUCUGUUUUUGGUUCAGACAAAGUUAUGAUUCGGUUAACACUUUAUUUUUGUUUAAAAUGGUUCCGGUUUAAAUGUACAAUUUUUGAUUUCUUACGCUUUUGUUUAGCCAUUCUGGUUUGGUUAGGUUUAGCUGCCUAAAACUAAGAUAAUAUGUAGUCAACAAGAUUGACAUGAUGGCAACAAGAAGCCAACAACCUUCAGACACGUUGUGAUGAUAUAAAAGUAAAACCAAAGUUUGGGAGUUUCGACGGACUAAUCUUGUGUCAUUUGAAACAAUACAGUAUGACAGCGAUAUUUAAGGAACAUUCAAAAAGAUAAUAUUUAACGAUCAUUUUUAUGGGAACACAAAUGUUUAGAAUUAGUUUAGCUUUAAUAGCAGAAAAUAGAAAAAGGAAGUCAAUGAUAUUUUGGAGGAGCACAAACUAUAGAGAGGAGAAUCGACCCUAAAAGAAAAAGAAGAUAGUGGAAAGAAAAAUAUGCUAAACCUUGAUGGGCACGGCUAAUUAAAUGCGUUACUCUAUAUAUUAGUAGAAGUUAUGAAUUAGGGGUUUCUUCCUUUUUCAUUAAGAAUAUUCUAGUCAUCAUGUCUCUGCUUCUCAGUCGGCUCUGCUUUAGUAAAGCUGCGAGAGUACCUUUUCUUAUUCUCUCUAAUAGCUUCUCAUCUUCCUUGCUUCAAACCCCUCCUUGUGCCAUCAUCUCUGCUGAUUCUUGUGGACCGGAUAUGGGAAAACUGAUCAUUUCCAUUGCUAAUGAAACUGACGACACUUAUUUGGAUAAGAAAGUGCCUCUGGAGUUGAUGAAGAAAAUGGGAACGGUGGCUUCAUCAAAUGGCUGGGUAGCUACUCUCAAGGACGACGGCAUAUUGCGUCUCCAAGACGAUCUCAACCCUGUUGCGUCUGAUACAAACCCUAAACGCAUCCCUUUGCCUCCCCUUGAAACUCUGCCUCAUUGCCAAACCAAAAUCAUCACCAACGUGUCAUUGUCCUCAUCUUCCCCUGAGGAUGAAGACUGUGUGGUGGCCGUCAAGUUCUUAGGACCUCAGAUCAGCUUUUGCAGACCGGCUCAGAGCAACUCCGGGUGGACCAACGUCAGGAUCGAGAACCCCUGCUUCUACUCCUCACGAGUAAUGUUUUCCAAGAAAGAUGAAAUGUUUCUCAUGCCCGGCUCUGGAGGCCACCUCAUUGGAUCAUGGGAUCUCCGAAAACGCAAGCCUAAAACAAAGAUCAAGAGGUUGCGAUUACGAGACUUUCCCGAGCUGACCAAGACCAAACGGGAGAUUUUGCAUUCGUGCUGCAAGAGCGAGCACUUGGUGGAGUCAAGAACCACGGAUGAGACUUUCUUGCUUAAGCAGUACAAGAAGGCCACCUCCAAAAUCGUCAAGGGUGUUGCGCAAAUGAAAACAGAAGCUUUAAUGGUGUUCAAACUUGACCAAGAAGGAAACGCUGUUUACACUAAUUGCAUUUGGGGUCUCUGCAUUUUCCUCUCAAAGGCUGAACCUUUCUGUACCCAUGCUGGCUCAUUUCCUGGUCUCAUCUUUAACGUCGUCCAUGUCUUGGACGUCGACGAAACCGGCUAUGUCGGACUGUACAGUCCCUCCAUCCAUACUUGGAAUUCUACAUCCACCGUCCCUUACUUUAUUCCACCUCAAAAUAUAUUAGACUAGCGUAACGUCCCAUACCAUAUAUAAUAAUAUUUUAUAUGACUUCGAGGAAAGGCUGAUAUUUUACUUAAUAUGUUCCCCUUCAAACAAUAGACUAGUAAGUACUUCGUUGUUUCGAUUUGAGUCUAGAGUCUGUCUUUUCGUUUAAAACUUUCAAAUUUUAUCCCCGUUUUACAAUUGAUAUGCAUAUGCUCGGGGAAAAGUGCCAAUUUCGACCCCAACAAUUUAGUUCGUGCCAAAUACAACCCGAACAAUUGAUCGGUGCCAAACACGAUCUUAAUUCAAUUAUAGUUCGAAAAAACUACUCAAACUUCUUAAAACGUGCUUAAAUCUACAUUGACUCUAACAUAAGUUAGUCAAUCGUUAACAAAAUAAAACGACGUUGUUUUGAUAUACAAGA